AUGUCCCGCAACAUCGACUGGACGCCCCGUGCCGAAGGCUUUCUCCUCGAAGUUACUCUGACUCUUCUGGACUCCUUCAAGCGUUUUGGAAUGAUGAAGGGCGGUCUAGCCCCGUACCGCCUUGGCGCUGUCUCCAUGCCGCACAGCAUGCGCGAACACUUCCUAUGCUGCGGCUGUGAAGCCUGCAAGGAUGUAGCCUAUCCUACCCCCUGCGCCUGGCGUGGCAAGAUGCAGCAAUGCUGCUCGAUCAACGUUGUGAAUGCGUGGGACGUGAUGACUCAUCUCUCACCCCGCCGCCAUGCGAAGCGCCCUUGCUUGACCGCGCCUAUAAAGGAGGUCGUAAGAGAUAUGGCAGCCCACAACCACAAGCCUGUGUGUAUUCGAGGUACUUUAGUUCGCCGGUUUCGGCUGAACAAAACGAACAUUCUGCCGCUGCAAUGCGUGCAAUACUUUGUCCAAGGCUACCGGACGAAGCAUCUCGGUGGCAGCGAUUACGUCGAUGACGUGCGGGCGAGAAUAUUGGCAAAAGGUUUCUAA
This is a messenger RNA of Phytophthora sojae, 537 nucleotides long. RefSeq lists its product as hypothetical. Bases 1 to 537 code for a protein of 178 amino acids. NCBI's taxonomy places the organism in Eukaryota, Oomycota, Peronosporomycetes, Peronosporales, Peronosporaceae. The record is from RefSeq and is a predicted model, not a curated record. The transcript has a single exon.